UCUCGAGGUUGUUGCGAAGAUGGCUGCGUCGGUGGACGGCGUCUCGCAGCUGGUCUCGGACGUGACCUGCUCUCUGUGCCAGGCUAUCUUCGUCGAUCCCGUGGAGCUGGAAUGCCAGCAUUACUUCUGCCGGGAAUGCAUCACCAGACACUGGGAAGAGCAGGGUAAGCACAUCUGUGCCCUGUGCUGGGACAUCUCGCUUGAGGGCAUCUUGAGGAGAAACCGCAAGCUCUCGAACAUCGUGGCGACGAUCUGCCGGGAGCAGGCGCGGCUGGAGGAGACUGUCCCGCCUCACCACCGCUGCCCGGAGCACCGGAAGAAAAUGGAACGCUUCUGCGUCACAGACUGCGAGGUGAUUUGCCUGGACUGCCGCGAUUCAAGGAAGCACUUGCACCACGAUGUCCUCAAUGUGCAAGAGGCUGCUGAGGAGUUCAAGGGACAACUUCAGAAGUCUGUGACUAAACUGCAAGCCAUGAUUGAUAAACGCAAGCUGGCAAAAAGCAAGUAUGAAAGUUUGCUGGAGGAUAUCUCGGACAUGAUGCAGAAUGUGAUGGAGAGCAUCAAGGAGAGCUUCGAGCAGCUUCACAGCUUCCUCUACAAGGAGGAGUCUGCUCUGCUGCAGCAGCUGAAAGCUGAGGUGAACCUGCAGAGCACCCAGCUGCAAGAGAAGAUCGAUCAGAUCCCCAAAGACCUGUCUUCGCUGGACGCCAGCAUCAAGGCAGUGCAGAAGGAAAUGGGCCUACUGGACAACAUUGAUUUCCUACUGAAUCUAAAAGAAACACAGAAAAGAACAGAAGUUUUGGUGCCUCCCUUGGAACACGUUGUCAUGAAGGUGAAGCCUGAGAACUACCUAGGUCCUCUGCAGUACUGGACUUGGAAAAACAUGUUCAAGAUCUUAGACCCAGGUCUGUCUAAUCUGACUUUUGAUCCUGACACUGCCAGCUCCCACCUCUCCCUCUGUGGACCAACGAGAGUGAGGUACAACGAAAAGCCCAAGUUGGUUCCCGACAUCCCAGAGAGAUACAGCGUUGCCGCCUUCAUCCUGGCUACUGAUGGGUUCACGUCGGGAAGGCACUACUGGCAAGUGGACGUGGGAGAUGGGAAGGAUUGGAGUCUGGGUGUGGCAAGAGGGUCUGUCAACCGGAAGGGUGAUAUCCGGCUGUCUCCUAAGUAUGGAUACUGGACUGUGUACAGGGACAAGGACAAUUUUGGUGCUUUUUUGGUCCACCGUAAAGUGAUCGAGGUGAAGGACAUCCCUACACGGAUUGGGGUUUACCUAGACUAUGAAGGUGGAAGGGUUUCCUUCUACGAUGCAGAUAUUUUCUCUCAUCUCUUCACUUUCCAUGCCACCUUCACCGAGAAAGUCUACCCGUUCUUUCACCCGGGCUUGCACGUGACCAAGAGCAACCGGGGGAUGCUAAGAUUACACCACCUCUACUUGUGAGUGAGCCGCAAAUUCCUCAGGGCGACAAGUUCAACCUCCAGCUUCUGUAACGCACACUUGCUUUUGUUUUCUUUAUCUCUGCUGACCCUACGCCUUUAUGUUGUAGUUUCCCACUCCCCCACCCCGUCACCACUGCCCUCACCGAAUCUCCUAUAGCUACCAAUUCCAGAGGAGUUCGACAAGUGAGUCCAGCGGGCCAGUCACGCACUUUGCCUGCGGUUCUGUAGUGUGUCACAAAAUUAGGGAGUAUUGGUUCAUAGAUGCUUUAACAACAGUGUUUGGGUGGCACCAUAGCAUAACGGUUAGUAAAACGCUCUAACGGUGCCAGCAGGCUGGCUUCAAUUCCCACCACUGCCUCAAGGGGUUUGUUUGUUCCCUCUGUGACCAUGUUGGUUUCCUCCAGGUGCUCUGGUUUCCUCCCAUAUUCCAAAGAUGUACCGAUUAAGGUUACUGAGGUGUGGGCGUGCUAUGUUGCCUCUGGAAGUAUGGCAACACUUGCAGGCUCCCCGCAACACAAUCCUGUUGGUCGUUGAUGCCAAACAACAAAUUUCACUGCACGUUUCAAUGUACACGUGACAACUUAAUCCUUAUCUCUAACUCUUUUAAAAUCUCUAGUAAUAUUGGAUCAGCUUACCUGCGUUACCUUAAACAUGUUCUUCCUGGAUGCAUAUUGGUUUGGAGUUAACAACAUUGAUCUUUUUAAGAUCUACCUUACAUCUUUCCUUAAAAUUUCUUAUUAGUUUCCCUGUUGGUUAUUAAAAGGUGGGUGGACAGGGAAGAAUUUGGUUGUGGUGGUGAUUAAUUACUGGCUGUUGUGGAGUAUUCUGAAGUGGACAUGAAAUGAGGUAUGCAAAGCAAAUCUUCAUGCAGUCUGGGUAUGUUUAACUUGGACAUUGCAUAUAAUUGAAUAACUUUGCUGUUGACACAUUCCAGUUUGGUUCCAAACUAAAAUCUUGAAAUAAAAUCAGAAAUGCAUCUGUAGGAGGUGGGAGAGAAACACAAGAGUUAUCUUUUGAGGUUGAUGGUUUUUAGAACAGUACAGGCCCUUCAGCCCAUGACUUUCCUAACACAAUGUCAAUCGUUUUUCUUAAAAAAAACUACUAAUAGAUUUCUCUUUUUAAAAAAAACUCAAAUUAUAGCCAGUUUCCACUGCUGGCAGUGGGUGUGUUAGGACACUUUGUGUGUUAUUGCAUAGUGUGUUAGUGCUAUGACACGGCAGCACUGUUGUUCUUAAACACAAAAGAUUCUGCAGGUGCUGGAAAUCCAGAGCAACACAGGCAAAAUGCUGGAGGAGCUCAGCAGAUCAGGCACCGUCUAUGGAAAUGACUAACAGUUGACCCUUCUUCAGGACUGGAAAGGAAGGGGGAAGACACCAGAGUAAAAAGGUGGGGGGAGAGAAAGGAGGAUAUAACUCAAUCUCAUGAUGUUACCAUAUUGCAUCCUGCUUCAUUUUAACUUGAAGUUGCCAUUCAGUGAAACACCUGCCAUUAGCUUCACCCCUAUCCAUUACUGACCCCAAGCAUCAGAAUCAGAUUUACUGUCACUGAUAUAUUUUCUAAAAUGUGUUGUUUUGUGACAGCAGUACAGGGCAAUACAUAAAAUAUACUAUACAUAUACAUAUGUAAAAAAAUAAAUAAGCAGUGCAAGAAGAAAGCAAAAAAUAGUGAGGUGGUGUCCAUGGGUUCAUUGACCACUUAGAAAGCUGAUAGCGGAGAGGAAGCUACUGCUGGAACUGAGUGUCUCUCGUCAGACUCCUGAACCACCCCGUUAUGGUAGCAAUGAGAGGAGGGAAUCUCCUGAGUGUUGGGGGGGGGGGAUUCCUCAAUAAUGGAUGCUGCCUUUCUUUGAAGCAAUGCCUUUUGAAGAAGUCCUCGGAGGGAGCGGUUACUGCCCAUGAUGGAGCUGGCUGAGUUUACAACCCUCUGCAGCUUUUUUUUAAUGAUCCUGUGCAAUGGCCCCUCUAUACCAAACAACGAUGCAACCCAGUCAAAAUGCUCUCCAUGUGCAUCUGUGGAAAUUUACUAAGAGUCUUUGGUGACAUGCCAAAUCCCCUCAAAACUCCUAAUGAAAUAUAGCCACUGCCAUGCCUUCUUCAUAAUUGCAUCAAUAAGGUGGGCUCGGGAUAUAUCUCAGAUGUUGACACCAGGAACUUCAAACUGUUUACCUUUUCCACUGUUGACCCCUCAGUGAGAAGAAAUUAAAAGUAUUUGAGAACACAGUUGGACUAUACUAUUUGCUUAUUGAUGUACACCAAAAGACUUAAUCCACUACCUAUACUAAAUAACAUUUAUAAGACUGUAAAUGCAUAUUCAAAGUUCAGAGUAAAAUUUAUUAUCAGGGUACAUACAUGUCAGCACAUACAACCCUGUGAUUCUUUCAUGUGUGGGCAUACUCAGCAAAUCUAUAGAACAGUAACUGUAAAGGAGAUCAAUGAAAGAGCAAAGAGCAUAGAAGACAAACUCCUGAAAUGUAAUAUAUAUAUAUAUAAAUAGCAAUAAAUAAUGAGAGCACAAAAUAACAGGAUAAAGAGUCUUUAAAAUAAGAUCAUUAGUUGUGGGAACAUAUCAACAAUGUUAAUUGUUCUGUGGUGGCCGCAAGACUGCCCUGUAGUCAUUUUAAGUGGUGGUGAUCUGUUUUUCAUCUGACUACUCUUGGCUUGCCUACUUUGAGAAAUAUUUCACUGUGGAAUCUUGAGGUUUAAUCUGUUGAAAAGGUUAUACAAGGAGGGGCAACCUUGAUGAAGCUCAGGCAGAUUGGCCAGUUUAUCCUUAAUUCUGAUUUUAUGUGAACAAGUUAGUGAAAUUGCCUCGAAUAAUGGAUGGGUCAGGAAUCGGGAACUGAUAAUUUCUGGAGUUUGGUAGUUUAAUUGAACCAUUGGCAGCGUAGAUGCAGCGCCACCUCAUUGCGAGUCCAGAUGAUUUAUGUGAAAGAAAGGCUUGUGUUUCUUAGCUUUCAUGAUCCUGGGUGUCUCUUCAGUGCUUGUAAGCCAAUGAUAUGUUUACAGUGUUUUAUUCAUCCAUUUUCUGGAUUUGGAUAUUGUUGUCAUUGCUAUCCGUUGAAGGUGGACACUACCUUCUAUUGAUUGUUGCCUAUCUGUGCACAGCAUUCUCCUGCAAACAGCAGUGUGCUAAUCAGCAAUAAUUUAUUACAAGUAAUACUGAUAGAGGAACAAAUAUUGACCAGGGUACUGGCAAUAACAUCCAUGCCAUCUGUUGCAUUUACUGAAGAAGGUGGAUGGGAUUUCUGUGUAACAUCUCAUUGGAAAGAUGCCAGUCUGGUUCCUCAGCUACCUUUUGCAUGUGUGCACUCUAUGACAAUAUAGCAGGAAGCUGUUCUGUGUAUCAUGCAGUUCUUCCUCUCUCGUGCUUUUUGCAUUUUCUCUCAACUAUCUUAAUGAUCUAUCUUUCAUUUACACAUCAAAACUGCACUAAACUUUCAUUCACUCUAUUUACUGCUCUAGCACAUCAAAACUCAAAAAUCAGAACACCUACUGAACAAUAUGCAAAAAAAGAAGCGAUUAAAAUUCAAGCAGUAAGUUCCACCUUUGUCUGGUAGUGUUUAAACAAUCUAACCAUGUGCAUACCAUGGGGCUGAAACUGCCAAUUGCAACAGUCAAAACUAAAUUGGAUUUGAUUGUGGUUUUAAGAUAGGAGAAUGGAGACAAUCAUCCAUGCAUUAGUAAUUCCUUGUAAGAAUGGCACAGGAAUUAGUAGCUGAACUAAUUUAAACUUGCAUUAAUUCAUUUGAUUGACAUUCUCAUGGGAAGUGUAGAGGCUGCUUCAGGGCAAAUGUCAUAGCAAUAGUACAAAAAUUUGUAAUGCAGUCAAUCAAUCAGCUUUGAAAAUAUUAUGUCAGAAACUUAUACUAAUGUGCACUAAAUUAGCUGUUUUUUAAUAGCAGCUUUUUAAUUUUUGGGAACAUAAAUCAAUCUGUUUUAUUACAAUGUUGUAGAAAUAUUACUUUUGCAAUAAAGGCAUGAUUGUAAAUGACUUUGUUCUGAUAUUAAAAUAGCUGCAACUACGA
Messenger RNA from Mobula hypostoma (lesser devil ray), 5467 nucleotides. Its product is annotated as nuclear factor 7, brain-like. The coding region runs from base 20 to 1444 and encodes 474 amino acids. The transcript has 7 exons. Gene Ontology annotation, cellular component: cytoplasm. Gene Ontology annotation, molecular function: zinc ion binding; ubiquitin protein ligase activity; protein binding. Lineage: Eukaryota; Metazoa; Chordata; Chondrichthyes; Myliobatiformes; Myliobatidae. The record is from RefSeq and is a predicted model, not a curated record. Gene Ontology annotation, biological process: protein ubiquitination.